Molecule: messenger RNA, 2334 nt
Organism: Aspergillus steynii IBT 23096
Lineage: Eukaryota; Fungi; Ascomycota; Eurotiomycetes; Eurotiales; Aspergillaceae
Exons: 1
Coding region: 1-2334 (777 amino acids)
Source: RefSeq, a predicted model, not a curated record
AUGGCGAUAUGGCCGUUUGGUCGGAAAAGUAAGCGGCAUACCAUCCAGUUGGAUGCCGGUGCUGUCGAAGAUGCCCACUUGGCGCAGGAACAACGUCAUAGUUUGGAUAACACCAAGCUGGGAAGGAAACCUUCACGCAAGCAGUCGAAGCGACAAAAGAACCGACACUCUAACCCCGCCGGCGACCUCUCCACCUCCCUGAGCGAGGCUUCGCCCCCUUCUCAGCCUACUCGCCUCCUUCCACCUACGUCAGACAACGAACAGGUUGGCCCGAUGAGAGAGGCACGGGAUCAGCCCUCCCGGAUAGGCUCCCGUCGCGAUGGCCACGCCUCUCGUUCGACCAUCGGUCAGGACCACACCCCCUCGAUCGCGAGAAAUGCUUCGCUGCUGUUGAAGUCGAAACGUAACGACAAUGGUCCCGCGGUCCUGAAGAAAAAGUUGAGCAAGCGGAAGGCCUACGAGAUCGCCCGAGAGCGAGAAAUCCGUCUGAUGGCUUCCUCUCCGAUUGACAUUCCGCACCGUUCCACUCAACCCGGAGACAACCUCUCCGUCGAUACCCGUCGACCUCCGAGAACUCACAGUCGACGCUCUGAUCGACAUCAAUCCGAUCUCAGUCUUUCCCUGCGUGACUCUACAUCCUCACUCUCCGAUUUCGCGGACUCCUAUACGUUUAAAGUGAACGGGUUCAGUGCUUGGACCCCCCGUCCCGUCAUCCGAUAUGUCGAAGCCCCUCGACUGCAGACCGCCAAGAGCCAAAAAACAUCCGAGGGGUCGACUCGGAAGGAAAAGACACCGGCUGUCUCGGUUUCGGAGGAGACCGGCUAUUCGAAGAAAAGAGUCGAUAGGCUCGCCGAUGACCUGGAUGCGGGCGCCCUGAGGGAGCUGCUGGAAAGAGAUCGUCGUCGAAAAGAGAGAAAGCAGAUCGAAGACCAGGAGAAACUUCAGCGUAGACUCCAACGGACCGCUGAGCGGCAGAGAUUGGAAGCCGAGCGUGAGUCUGCAUCUCGUGUCCAGCAGGACGAAAAAGAGGACAGUGCUCAGGUUCAGCGAGGCCGGCCAGGUGCCGAGGACCAAGCUGAAGCCGACCGUGCGGGCGACGAUGCUGCGUCCAAAGCCAACGAGAUGGCCGUCGUCCGGUCCGGCGACCCUGCCGGCUCCUGGUUGCGAGAUGCUUCCAAGGAAGCCCACCGACAUGUCCGCGCCUCUACCGAAAGUGUUAAUGUUAUCGGCAACAUCGACGACAGCUCUAUCCGGGAACCGAAGCUGGGCAUGCGCCGUAGCUUUGCCCCGUCUCAGGAAAUGGGCAUGUCGCGAAGUACCCUGCACAGUCCCUCCUCAUCCCAGGUUGGAAUGGGCCGGGAAUCCACCUCAGAUUUAUCACGCACUGUCGACUCGGAGCGACGUCUGUCCGACAACGGCAGUGGACGGAUGAAUACGAUAUCGUCGAUCUUCCGGCGAGGCAGCUCACGUCUCAAGCGGAGAUACCGUGAGCGAUUCCACGAUCGGGGAUCCGAAAUUUCCAACAAUACCUCCCAUGAAUCCUUUUUCAAGGUGUCCACCCAGUCAUCUGGACCGCCACCUUACGUCCCUCCCAAAACAUUCCUACAUUCGGGUACCAUCAAGCGCUCUCAGUCCAAGUUUACCGAACACUUUGGAGAUGAGCCACUUUCGCCUCCUGACUCACGUCUUCAGUCACCGGACAUUCCCGAAGAACCACUCGAAGUCGAAAAUGACCAGUCCACUGCCCACAUCGGUUCGCAAUACCCAAUUCCGGGCUCCGACGUGGACCUACCGGAUGCCAACGGAAACCACCACAAUUCCUGGACCGGCGAGAGCAUGGAAGGCGACGCGGAAAACGUACCCUUGUCCCAGUCGCUGGCAUCGAUUGAUUCCGAAGGGUCUUGGAUGUCUGGUCAAUUCUUACGCCGUAUCUCCCAAAGAACCAACAACCCUGUCCGUCCCAGUCUGAGUUCAUCCCGAAGAAGAUUGGACGAAGGCAACGAAGAACCCCCGAAACAAGACGAGGUUGCCACCAACGGUGACGAAUUGGUCAAGUUCAGCACCAACAACGAUGAGACAUUCCGAGCCAGUCACGCUGUCAGCGAACACGACCAUGAUUUCGACAUGGCUCAAGCACCGGCACCGGCAGAGGAGAAUUGGCACGACCAUGUUGCGAGGCGGCCGGUUCUCGUCACUCCAGCCAUCCGACCGAAAUCGAACGAAGGGAUUCUCAACUCCGUCAUUGCGGACGAGGAGUUUAGUCCUAUCGAGGAGCACUCUGCCGAGUAUCAUUUCGCUAAAGAUGACGGCUAUGACAGUGGCCAUGGCCAUUAA